ACUAUAGCUGAUUCAUUCUCAGACAAUAUCGGAUAGAAACCUGAACAAAAUGGCCGAAGAAACAAAUGCAAAAAGUGAUAUUUUAAUGCACAAGUUGGAAACUGUUAAAGUCGUUGUCUUUUUGGAUAGAGCGGAAGUGACCCGUCAAUUAUCUACGAAGAUCGGAAAAGGAGAAAACGAAAUUGUUAUUAAAGAACUAAGUGAGUAUUUGGAUAGUGAGUCUCUUAGAGUUGAAGGAAAAGGUCAUGGUUCUAUUGUUGAUGUAAUCGUGAAAACCGAUCGAACUUGCUUAGAGAAAGUAGAAGAAGAGAAGAGAAAUGAGGCGGAUAUUAAAAAAGCCGAAUUAGAAAACGAAUUAAAAGAGCUUACACAAAAAAUUGCAUACUUGGAAAAAUCUGCACAAACCCUUCAAAGUCAAAAGAAUGUUCUCGAAAAUUUUGGAAAAAACAUACCAGAAAAAGAUAAAAAUUUUAAUGAGGAAUUCGUAACAUCAUUUGUCAGCUUUGUAAACUCUUAUGGAACAUCUAUGGAAAAGAUUAGUACGGGAAUAUUGGAUACAAACAGAGAAAUAGAAGAGUGCAGAGAAAAAGAGAGAAAAUUAAGAGAGAAAAUAUCUAAUCUAUUUCACAAAGUGACUAAAACAAAGACUCGUCAAUUGUCAAUAUAUGUUGAUGGUGCAGCGGAAGGGGAUAUCGAAAUUAUGAUAAGUUACGUUGUAAUGAAUGCUUCCUGGAAACCGAAGUACGAUAUACGUGUUAGUUCGAUUGAUCAAACUCUAAAGAUACACUACUAUGGCUUGAUAAAACAAACAACCGAAGAAGAUUGGAACGCUUGUCAAGUUUUUCUUUCAUCUGCUACACCCUCUAUAGGUGGCAAUCUCCCUAAGCUUGGCAAUUUUCAACUUAGUCUAAAACCUAAGUUCGUGCCUUAUGAGGAAAGAACUAAAAGUAAGGGUUUACCUCCCCCAGCUAGAAUGAUGAUGACCAGUGUGGCGUUAAAAAAAUCUAGAUCCAGAGCUUCAUAUGCUUCACAUGACACCAGCGAAAUUUUGGAAAUGUGUGAAGAGAGUGCAGAAGUAAAUGAAUAUUUAACUAGCACAACGUUUGAAGUUUCGAAGCCUGCUACUAUACCAUCGGACCAAGUUGAGCACAAGGUCUGCAUUGCAGUAUUGGAUUUGCAAGCUCAAUUUCAAUAUAAGACCGUACCAAGGAAAGCAGCUCAUGCCUACCUAAUAGCCAAGGUUACAAACAACUCAGACUACGCAUUUUUCCCCGGAAAAGGUAAUAUUUUCUUUGACAACAAUUUCGUUGCAAAAACGGAUUUCAAAGCGGUCUCACCAAAGGAAGAGUUCAGCUGCGAUUUAGGAAGAGAUUUAUCAGUUCGCAUUGAUUUCAAACCAGAACAAAAAUUCAAAGAAAGAACUGGAUGGGUGCACAGAUCGACUAUGACAACAUAUUCACAAAAUAUUGUUGUUAAGAACACAAAGGCAUUUCCAAUACAUAUUACAGUUAUAGAUAGAGUUCCCCAAUCUGUGGACGAUGAAAUAAAAGUCAAUCUUAUAGAGCCUUGCGGUUUAAAACUUGGACCCCAGGAAAAAGUGGAUUAUUCUAAGCCUAUCAGAAUAAAUAAGCAAAACAACAUUGAAUGGGAAUUCGAUCUAGGUAGUGGAAAAGAGAAAGCCUGCUUACUAAAAUAUUCUAUUGAACAUCCUGCCUCGAAACAAAUUGAUACAAUAGAAAUAUAUGAUAACGAAUAG
Dimorphilus gyrociliatus is the source of this 1756-nucleotide messenger RNA. NCBI's taxonomy places the organism in Eukaryota, Metazoa, Annelida, Polychaeta, Dinophilidae. The record is from the annotation of a GenBank genome assembly.